AUGGAAGGGAAAGUGGACCAGGAGAGCUCAGAGGAUCCCAGUGGUCAGUCUGCCCAGAAGCAUGAAACACAACUGGACUCCAUAUUUAUGGUGCGGGAGGACAAAAUCAUCACUUUUGUGAAAAACGAGCUGAAGAAGAUGCAAAAUGUUCUGAAUCCAGAUUACCCAGAAUGCUUAGAGAGUCAGAGGGAGGAUGAUGAACAGAUGAGCAGCAGAGAGGCAUUUGUGAAGAUCACACUGGACUUUAUGAGGAGAAUGAAUCAGGAGGAGCUGGCUGACCAUCUGCAGAGCAUGGAGGAGAUCCAGCAGUCCCUGACAUCAGGAAGUCUCUCCACAGAUAAACUGUCUCCUGCUCAGUGGUCAGCUCUGGCCUUCAUCUUACUGUCAUCAGAAAAAGAUCUGGAUGAGUUUGACCUGAAGAAAUACUCUGUUUCAGAGGAGGUUCUUCUGCGGCUGCUGCCAGUGGUCAAAGCCUCCAACAAAGCUCUACUGCGUGAUUGUAACCUCUCAGAGAGAAGCUGUAAAGCUCUGUCCUCAGCUCUCAGCUCCCCGUCCUGUAACCUGAGAGAGCUGGACCUGAGUAACAACAACUUGAAUGAUGCAGGACUAAAUAUGCUGAAGAGUCCAGACUCUACAAUUAUCAGGGAGGGGCCUGCUGGAGUCCGAUGGUUGAGGCCAGGUCUGAGGACGUGCUGUGUGCAAAAUGCCACACUCUUCAAACUGAGGCGUUGA
This is a messenger RNA of Oreochromis aureus, 732 nucleotides long. RefSeq lists its product as uncharacterized. The transcript is spliced from 7 exons. Gene Ontology annotation, molecular function: protein binding. Lineage: Eukaryota; Metazoa; Chordata; Actinopteri; Cichliformes; Cichlidae. The record is from RefSeq and is a predicted model, not a curated record. Bases 1 to 732 code for a protein of 243 amino acids.